AGUAGUAGUAGCAGUAGCAGUAGCACCAAACGACCUAUAAACCUAGAACACAGCCCCACAAAACUAGCGCACCGUGGGCGGUAAGGGUUUCUCUUUCUACCCCCAACGCACCAGGUCCCUCCCUACCGCUCCCACAGACGUUCCGGUGUUGUUACCCGGUGCUCCUGCCCGGUGUGGGUGUUGUUCGCCAGUGCCAGUUCGUCGCGAACGUUCGCCCCCGGCAGGAUGUCGGACUUUGUGCGCGAUAUGCGCAACCACAAGAUAGUGCCGGACGUGGUGCCGGUCCCGCCCGAGAGCCUCCUGCACGUGACCUAUCCCGGCGGGCUGCGCGUCAACCUUGGCAACAUCCUCACCCCGACCGAGGUGAAGCACGUGCCAGAGGUGGCCUGGCCGGAGGCGGAACCGGACGCCUACUACGCGCUCGUGCUGACCGAUCCGGACGCGCCGAGCCGGACGGCGCCCAAGUUUCGCGAAUGGCACCACUGGCUGGUGGUGAACAUACCCGGCAUGGACCUGGCGAAGGGGGACACGCUGUCGGAUUACAUUGGCGCUGCGCCGCCCCGCAAAACUGGCCUCCAUCGGUACGUGUUUCUGCUGUACCGGCAGAACGAGCGGAUCUACUACAAGGAGUCACGGCUCUCGAACAGAAGCACCCAGGGUCGGGGCAAGUUCUCCACGCACAAGUUUUCGGAAAAGUACGAGCUGGGGCUGCCGGUGGCGGGGAACUUCUUCCAGGCCCAGUUCGAUGACUACGUGCCGAAGCUGUACCGUCAGCUGGGACACUUUCAAAACGCAUUCUAAAAGCUGCCAACAGUGCGUAGGAUGAAAGGGAGAGAGAGAGAGAGAGAGAGAGAGAGAGAGAGACAGAGGGAAGAAAGUGCGCAUCAACUUGCGACUAGGGGUCGUUCAACUUUCGGGGUCAGAAGCAGGAUCUUUCUCGCGAUCGGUUGAGAGGAUAAUGAUAAAGUGCGAUGCUCGUGGUCUGCUGCGCAAUAAAAACGCACACAGAUACACACAUUCGCACAGACAGACAGACAGACAGGGACGAACGGUGAAGAAACAGUUCACAGCAUCUGUGAGCUCUGUGGGGAGGAUGAAAGGAUUUGUGAAGUUAUAGCUAAAAAGGAGAGAAAAAAAGCCCAAAAGAGUGGCUGGCAUAGGGCAGGAUACAUAGGCCAUGGGAUGGAAAUGAUCAUCUCGAGAGGGCAGAAUGGCAUACACAACAUACACACAAAGACGUGCUUCGCAGAUCGAUUUAACGUCGGCUCACCUGUGGUGCCGCUGCUGUUGCCAUGGUGCCUUCGGAAGGGAUCUUUGCCACCGAGCGGACAAUUCCGGCGAAGGGCGAAGGCUGCCAGCCUGCUGCUGCAUGCUUCAAGAAUCCUUCGCCGAGCCGAGGAAAGGCAGACAAAAACAAGGAUAAAGCGAAAAGAAAAACGAAAAUUAAUAAAUAGCAAGAAGCGAAGAAGAAAAGCGCAAACAAACAAAGAAAAAAACGGAAGCAGAAGAAACGAUUUUAUGUAAAACAAAGAUCCCCAAAGAUAUGUGGUAGUAUAGGUAGAGUGAUUUAGCAUAUAACGUUGUACGAUCAUCAAGUCAGACAGUCGGAAGAGGUGAAAAAAUAAGAGAAAAACAAGCACUAGCGAAUGUACGUUUGCACGUUGAGGAAGGGCAGUGGAGUGAUGAGAGAGAGAGAGAGAGAGAGAGAGAGAGAGAGAGAGAGAGAGAGAGAGAGAGAGAAAAUACGUCGAUUUUAUUAUUCUUAUUACUGUUUAGUCGCAAGUUCCGGCAAUAGGUUGUAUGUGUUGCCCGAAAGGGCGGUAGCGGUAGGGUAGGAUAAAACGGGGUGCCAGCCUUGCGCUCACACACAGUGCUCACGCUAUGUGUACGUGUAUGUGUGUGUGUGUUGCAGACGAUGGAACUGCGACCUCUUGGAGUGUUCAAUAAAAAUUUGCGACCUCUCCGUGCGCACACGGCAGUGCUGGGCGG
This is a messenger RNA of Anopheles arabiensis, 1989 nucleotides long. Its product is annotated as phosphatidylethanolamine-binding protein homolog F40A3.3-like. The record is from RefSeq and is a predicted model, not a curated record. The transcript has 2 exons. NCBI's taxonomy places the organism in Eukaryota, Metazoa, Arthropoda, Insecta, Diptera, Culicidae. Bases 226 to 801 code for a protein of 191 amino acids.